AUGAGUCAACAUCAUGAUGAACUUAAGUCUCAUUUUGAAUUGUUAAUCAGUACUCAGAAGGAAGUCAAAGAAGAAUUUAAUGCGGUUGAAUCGACUUGGGAAACAAACGGAGAACAUCCUUGUUUGACUGAUAUCGAUCGAUGGGAACAAGAGAUUAUUAGUCGCGUUCAACAGAUUGCAGCUAGAGCUCGAAUAACGACUCAUGAAAUGGUGACAAAACAUUUGUCGGAUAUUCGUCGUCGAUUAGAUCAACUCGCUUUCGAUAUGGAACAACGUCAACAAGAAGGCAAUUAUUUAGAUAAUGAUAUAGCGGGUGUACGCAAUCAAUUGGAGCAAUUGAGUAGUGAUAUAGACCAUGCUCACGAAAGAGUACGCCUCGAUAUCUCGGGAACGAAUAAGAUCAAUUGGAAUUUGUUGUUGUAUGUUACAUCAAAGAAAAAAUUUCUCGAAAAACAUUUGAAUCCGUCGGAAUUGCCUGUCGAACAAGCAAAUUCGCCACAAGAAAAGAUUUGGAUGAAUUUACGUCGGCUACUCAAAAAUAAGUACGUUACUAUCAAUGAGCCUCAUAGUAGACAAUCCAGCUUUCGACAAAGCACAAAUGCAGCUUUUGAACCUAUUGCUCUGACUUCUUAUGGCUCAUCCAACGUACAGCAACACGUCAAAUCUAAACUUGAUUCAGCAAGUGCAGAUAAUUCUUCAUCAAAUCCGUUUUCAAACGACGAUCCAUUCAAAUACAUGGCAUUUACAACCGACUACGAUCAAUUUCUUCCUCAGGCAUCAGACGCUUAA
This is a messenger RNA of Adineta ricciae, 789 nucleotides long. Lineage: Eukaryota; Metazoa; Rotifera; Eurotatoria; Adinetida; Adinetidae. The record is from the annotation of a GenBank genome assembly.